Eleginops maclovinus (Patagonian blennie) is the source of this 1205-nucleotide messenger RNA. Its product is annotated as pro-cathepsin H-like. The coding region runs from base 68 to 1066 and encodes 332 amino acids. Lineage: Eukaryota; Metazoa; Chordata; Actinopteri; Perciformes; Eleginopidae. The record is from RefSeq and is a predicted model, not a curated record. The transcript is spliced from 12 exons. Gene Ontology annotation, cellular component: lysosome. Gene Ontology annotation, molecular function: cysteine-type endopeptidase activity.
ACACUGAAAUGAAGCCGAAUCAUGUGACGCUUUCUCCCACAGCCCUUCGAGUGAACUGGGGGGAAGUAUGGCGCUUGGUGUUGUUUGGUUUAUUACAACCUUUUGUAGUUUAGUUCACUUAACACCAUUAUUUAUACCCGCAGAUGAACAUCCUUUUAAACAAUGGAUGUCACAGCACAACAAAGUUUAUGCCACUCAGGAGUAUUACCACCGGCUCCACAUAUUCACUGAGAACAAGAGGGAGAUUGAGAAUCAUAAUGCUGGGAAUCACUCCUUCACAAUGGGCCUGAAUCAGUUCUCAGACAUGAAAUUUGAGGAAUUCAGGAAACUAUUCCUUCUGACAGAGCCUCAGAACUGCUCAGCCACCACAGGGGGUCAUAUCAGCAUGGCUGGUCCUUACCCCGAGUUUGUAGACUGGAGGAUGAAGGGCAACGUUGUGACUCCUGUGAAGAACCAGGGUCACUGUGGAAGCUGUUGGACCUUCUCUACCACGGGCUGUUUGGAAUCAGUGAAUGCUAUCGCUACAGGGAAGCUUAUCACUCUGUCGGAGCAGCAGCUAAUAGACUGUGCUCAAGACUUCAACAACCAGGGAUGCAUGGGUGGCCUCCCCAGCCAGGCAUUUGAGUACAUCAAAUACAACAAUGGUCUUAUGACGGAGGAGGACUACCCCUACAAAGGCCAUGAUGACACUUGCCAUUUUGAGCCUGCACUUGCAGCUGCUUUUGUCCUGGAUGUCGUCAACAUAACAAGUUACGAUGAAAAGGCCAUGGUUGAUGCUGUUGCCCGGCUCAACCCUGUGUCCUUCGGCUUUGAAGUCACGGCUGAUUUUAUGCACUACAAAGAAGGAGUUUACACAAGCACCCAGUGUAAGAGCACAGCAGACAUGGUGAAUCACGCAGUCCUGGCUGUGGGUUAUGGCACUGAAGAGAACGGCACGCCAUAUUGGAUUGUGAAGAACUCUUGGGGUGCAGCCUGGGGCAUGGACGGGUAUUUUUUAAUCGAGCAAGGAAAGAACAUGUGCGGACUGGCUGCAUGUGCUUCCUACCCUCUACCUUUAGUAACAUGAGGAGUAAUCACCACAAAGUGGAAGACUGAUACAUGUUGGAUGUGAGGCCUGUGUUUUCCUGUUUUAGGAAGAGGUUUAUUUCUCAAUUUAAAAUGUAAUUUUAACUGUUACCAAAAAUAAACAUUUGUCCUACUUUAAA